AUGGCGCCUGUUGGCGCUGCCGCUGCUGCGAGGCAGGCAGAACCGGUAUUGACACGCAUCGUUGAACAGGACCAGAUACCUUGGUACAGAAAGCGGAAUCUGAGGAGGCUGUAUGCGCUCCUAUUACCCACGUGUAUUGGGAUUGAGAUGACUUCUGGAUUCGACUCUCAAAUGAUCAACGCGGUGCAGAUUGCGCCGACCUGGCGACUCUACUUCAACCAUCCGCAAGGAGCCCUCCUCGGUAUCAUGUCUUCGGCAUACAACCUCGGUGCAAUCUGCGCUCUGCCAUUGGUGCCGUACGUGAACGAUAGAUUCGGGCGACGAUGGGCGAUCUUUCUAGGCUCUUGGAUCAUGGUCGUCGGAUCUGUCAUUCAGGCCUUCUCCAUUAGCGCUGGCAUGUAUGUCGGCGCACGCUUCAUCCUCGGUUUCGGCAUACCAUUCUGCAUCAUCGCAGGUUCUUCCCUGAUGGGCGAACUUGCAUAUCCAAAAGAACGACCCGUCAUGACAUCUCUCUUCAACGCCCUCUGGUUCGUAGGUUCGCUCAUAGCAGCAGGAGUCUCAUACGGCACCCAAAAUCUCAAAGAUGACUGGGCCUGGCGCAUACCCUCGCUCCUCCAAGCCGGCCCAUCACUCCUGCAAAUCAUCUUCAUCUUUAUGAUCCCCGAAUCCCCGCGAUUCCUCAUCUCCAAAGACCGCCGAGAAGAAGCCUACCGCACACUAAUAACCUACCACGCCGAAGGCGACAUCACGUCCCCAUUUGCCGCCGCAGAAAUGGCCCAAAUCGAACACACCAUCCGCAUCGAACUCGAGCACUCGAAACGCUCCUGGCGCGAAAUGAUCGCCGUCCCCGGGCUACGCAAGCGCGUGAUAAUCGCUUCUUUCCUCGGCCUCUUCACGCAGUGGUCCGGAAAUACGUUACUAAGCUACUACCUAAAUCAGCUACUUAACAUGAUCGGUUACGACGACCCUGGCUUCGUAGGUAAGGUGAAUGUUGGGCUCAACAGCUGGAAUCUGGUGAAUGCCGUGUGUAUCUCGCUAUUGGUGAGGCGGUUUCCACGCAGGAAGAUGUAUCUCAUCUGCGCGAGUAGUCUGUUGUGUUGCUAUAUCGCGUGGACGGUGGCGAUGCAGCGGUAUACGGCUACGAAGAGAAUUGAGCCGGCGAGGUUGACGAUUGCGAUUAUCUUUGUGUAUCAGAUGUGUUAUAAUAUUGGAUAUAAUGCGUUGACUUAUACUUUUUUGGUUGAAUUGUUUCCGUUUGCGCAACGCACGAAGGGGAUUACGAUAUUUCAGUUCUUUAGCCGAACGGCAGUUUUUACGACAACGACACUUAAUCCUAUUGGGUUGAAGCAUGCUCAAGGGCGGUGGUUGAUUGUGUAUUGCGCUUGGUUGGGGUUUGAGAUUAUCUUCAUCUACUUCAUGUUUCCCGAAACCUACGGUCGCACAUUGGAAGAACUUGCUUUUCUCUUCGAAGACCACGCGCUUGCUGAUGAAGCGACGACGCGUGUGGAGAAGCAGAUGGAGUGGGCUGAGAGGCGGUGGAGCCGCAUUGGUGAGCGUAUGAGCUGGGAGAUGGAUAUUGUGGUGCCGAGGAACGCACAUGAUAGUCAGAGGGAAGGAGAUGCUGGUGUAGGGACGCUGGAUGCAAGUGAAGUGGUUCAACGGCAUGAGUUUAGGAGACGGAAUAGUAGCUGGGAAGAUCUGAGACAGCGCGAGUAGCUAUAGUGGUACAUCUUGUUUGCACUUCAACGUUAUGCACACUUCACCUGGCGCCAUACCCCCUGACUCCCUCGCAAUGCCAUGUGGUACUUUAGCAAGUAAACCUGGAUUCAAACGACUCAAACCCAUCCCGGGUUCCCUUAACCACUUCUACACCCUGCUUGGACCAUUCGUUCGCAGCGUUAUCUGGACCUACUUGAUCGAUACCGCUGGAACGCAAGGGUUGAACCGAAAAGUCAUCGAAGGUACUGAUACCACCAUCAAAGAAUGUUAAAUCGUGAUCAGCCUAUAGAUAGUCGAAUGAUAUAAGGGCAGUGUAGGGUUAAU
Molecule: messenger RNA, 2043 nt
Organism: Alternaria rosae
Lineage: Eukaryota; Fungi; Ascomycota; Dothideomycetes; Pleosporales; Pleosporaceae
Product: hexose transporter-like protein
Exons: 6
Coding region: 1-1716 (571 amino acids)
Biological process (GO): transmembrane transport; carbohydrate transport
Cellular component (GO): membrane
Molecular function (GO): carbohydrate:proton symporter activity
Source: RefSeq, a predicted model, not a curated record